ACCUGCGAACUACGCACAGAGCAACCGCCUGAUCUUUUCAACACACUCAACCAGAGAGUUCCCUUGAUACAAUCAAACAACUUCCGACGUACAUAUCUCUGUUGAAAAUUUCUUCGGACUGUAUAAAAGAGAGCCGGGGUUUUCUAUAAGGAUGCAAUCGGUUGUCUGCCUUUUCGGUGCCUUCAUAGCAGCCGCUGUGUUUCAUCCAGGGAGCUGUGUGGAGACGGUUAUAGGUCUGUACGGUGAGACCAUUGAAGUGCCAUGCAACAAUGGAAAUAACAAGCCAGAUGGCCUUAUUUUCACCAAAUGGAAAUAUGUGAAAGAUGACGGCUCUCCCGGCGAUCUUCUCGUGAAGCAGGCUCAGAAAGAUGAGGCGACUGUAUCCGCCACAGACGGCUACAAAAGUAGAGUUAGCAUCGCCGCCAACUCCAGCCUCCUGAUCGCCCGAGGCUCACUGGCCGACCAGAGAGUUUUCACCUGCAUGGUGGUGUCUUUAACCAACUUAGAGGAACACUCUGUGGAAGUGAAAGUUCACAAAAAACCAUCAGCCCCUGUAAUCAAAAACAAUGCGAAAGAACUGGAAAACGGCAAACUGACGCAGUUGGGGGAAUGUGUGGUGGAGAAUGCCAACCCACCAGCAGAUCUCAUCUGGAUGAAGAACGACCAGCCCCUAGUGGAUGACGGCAAGACGAUCAUUAUCACGUCUACUAUCACGAAGGACCCAGUCACAGGUCUGUCCAGUACUUCUUCCCGUCUGCAGUACACAGCUAGGAAAGAGGAUGUAGAAUCUCAAUUCACCUGCAAGGCAAAGCAUGAGAUGGGCCCCGACCAGGUUUCAGAACCCGAGACCUUCCCAAUUCAUUACCCUACUGAGAAGGUGAGUCUACAGGUUGUUUCUCAGAGCCCCAUUAGGGAAGGUGAUGAUGUGACACUGAAAUGCCAGGCGGAUGGAAACCCACCUCCUACCAGCUUCAACUUCAACAUUAAGGGCAAGAAGGUCACGGUGACGGACAAGGAUGUUUACACUCUGACUGGCGUUACCCGAGUGGACAGUGGCAUUUACAAGUGCUCCCUGCUUGACAACGAUGUGAUGGAGUCCACUCAGUUUGUCACCGUGAGCUGUGAGUGGAUGAGCGAUGUGCUCUAUUUCUCUAUAAAUAUUUCAGGGAAUUACAGCGCAGACCCAUCAGUUAUAGGUAUUCCUAAAAUUACAAGUCUGACAAAGCAUCGCAGCAAUGACGGCAAACACAAAGUCUUGACGUGUGAGGCAGAAGGUUCACCUAAACCUGAUGUACAGUGGAGUGUCAACGGAACUAACGAUGAAAUGUCAUAUGUCAACGGGAAGGCCACAUACAAACUGACCGUAGUGCCCAGUAAGAACCUCACCGUCAGCUGUUUUGUGACCAAUAAACUCGGUGAGGACACGAAGGAGAUCAGCGUGUUUUCUCUAUUUGAGGAGGACACGUCCAAACCAGAGAAAAACGAAGAUGGCACCGAGCAGGCCAAAGUGAUUGUGGGUGUCGUGGUUGGACUCCUUGUAGCCGCUGCUUUGGUGGGACUCACCUACUGGCUCUAUAUCAAGAAAACAAGACAAGGCAGCUGGAAGACCGGCGAGAAGGAGACAGGCACUUCAGAGGAGAGUAAGAAACUGGAGGAGAACAAUCAUAAAGCAGAUGUCUAAAAGAGAAGAGAGCCGUCAAAGAAGAACGAAGAAGAAAUGAACCAGGAAAGAGGCCUUGUCACAUGGAAUGUGCAGUACUACACACUUCAAUCAUCUAAUUCCAGACAUCUGAUUGGACAGCGACGCCUCCUUCGGGCUGCUCGUGCGUGUCACGCAUCACAGAAUGUUUUCAGAAUAUUUCCUAUUCCAAAUGAACUGUUUGUUAAAAAAAGAGAAAGAAAAUCCCCCACCACGAUUCAAAAGUGUAAAAGAGAAAACCACUUGUAUUGUAAAUUUAGUCUGCACAGAGGACUGCAUUUAUUUUUGAUCGAUUCUGACUUUUCUUUUGUGUUCCCAGUGAAUGUUCUCGUGUCAUGCGCAUUGCUAAUGUGGUGGGCACAGCUGUUUUGUUCCCCCUCUAGUUAAAAAAAAAAUGUAAAUUCGCUGUACACUUUUUAGGCCUGUGUAAAUACGGGGAGUGCGUUCACUACUUAACGUUGGGAUUAUUGAAAAAAAGAACGGAUAAUAAUGGAUUUUGAGACUGCGUGUUGAUAUUGCACAGUCCCUCAUCGAAAACUCCUUAAGAUCGUGGUCGGAUGCUGGAAGAACGAUGAAUUCACUGCUGUUACACCUCUGUUCGCUCAUGUUUUAUUUAUUGGUACCUCUUUAUGUAACUGUCCUAUGACAUCUAUGUUAUUUCCUCUAGUUCGAAGUGGCUAAGUAGUGAAAACGGGUUUAGAAAUGUAGAGAUUUUCUGCUACACCCAGUGGCCUUCAGGUUGCAUUGCAUGAUGGCAUAGUUGUAGGGCUCUGCGCUCAGCAGAACACAGCCCGCUAGAGUUUAACGUAGACGUGACUUGCAUAUAGUAUAAACAAGCAAACAUCCGCUCUUGGUAUCAGACUGGGUAGUAGCGACCUUGCAUGCAGAGCCUUUAUUUUUUGAUAGGAAGUAAAUAUAAAAGAAUAGCCCCAUUAUUCUGCCUUAACAGAAAGAGUGAGUAUUGGUAGGCAAACUUCAGUCAGUAUGUUAAUGUGAAACUUCACUGUAUAGCCUUUCAGUUUUGCACUUCCCUCAGACUACAAAAACCGCAUUCCUUUUUUUUUUACACAUCAUUUUUUGUAUCUACGAUGUUUGUCAGGUUAAUGUCCGACACUGUAGUCUUUAAGGAUGGGUUCCGUUCAUCGUGGUCUGAAGAAGCUGUAAAUAUGUUUGAAUGUCUUGCUUGUGUUUGGCUAUUUAUAAUGUGUGAGAAAUGCAAGGUUAGCUGUGCUUCUGCUUAGUCACUAAAGAGACCCUUUUUAUUUAAAAUGUAAUCUCACUUUGUCACGCAUAUUCAGUUUCGUCUCCACAAACGAGUGUUUUGAAUGUCCAUGUUUAGCGUAACCGUUAGCGUAAGUCUCGCAUAUUUUGAACCAUCAGGUCAGCAGUGAAACCAAAGAGGGUAACCGCAAAAGAAGGCCAUAAAGUAUUGUAAAUACUGACUUUUGUUUUUGUACUUUUGUUGACAAUAAAAGUGUACAUUUUGAAA
Molecule: messenger RNA, 3188 nt
Organism: Sinocyclocheilus rhinocerous
Lineage: Eukaryota; Metazoa; Chordata; Actinopteri; Cypriniformes; Cyprinidae
Product: CD166 antigen homolog
Exons: 15
Coding region: 152-1681 (509 amino acids)
Biological process (GO): cell adhesion
Cellular component (GO): plasma membrane
Source: RefSeq, a predicted model, not a curated record